This is a messenger RNA of Homo sapiens (human), 6522 nucleotides long. It is a transcript of the gene GOSR1, whose product is annotated as golgi SNAP receptor complex member 1. The transcript has 9 exons. Bases 406 to 1308 code for a protein of 300 amino acids. Lineage: Eukaryota; Metazoa; Chordata; Mammalia; Primates; Hominidae. The record is from RefSeq and is a predicted model, not a curated record. Gene Ontology annotation, biological process: endoplasmic reticulum to Golgi vesicle-mediated transport. Gene Ontology annotation, cellular component: cis-Golgi network; membrane; Golgi membrane.
AUCCCGGCUGACGUUGGACGACAAAGAUGGCGGCAGGGACCAGCAGUUACUGGGAAGGUGAGGGCGAGAAGGCCUCCGGGUGCGUCCUACGAGGGUGAGAGGGGCUGAGUGAGGACAGAUCUUGGGAGAAGCAGCACAGGAAAGAACCAGACUCCCGGAGCGGCCGAGCUGAGCAGCGGGGCUUGCCUAAGUGGGAUCCCCGGGGCCUUGGGGAUACCGAACGGUCUGGGGUAGGGGUCUGGCCUGGCCGGGGCGUGUGAGCGGGACGUGGGGCAGGGGUUGGGCAGAGUGGACAGAGCGGGGAUGUAGAGGAAGAGGGCUCUCAAUCGCCUGGGUAGAAUUGUGUUGAGGGAGUAAUGGAACUCGGACGAAGGGGCUUGGGGUACGAACUCUGAGAGGAAACGAAUGUUGAGGGAGAAGAUCCAGAGCCCCGGAGACUGGAGGAGUCAGCGCAUUGGAGCUGAGGUCACUAUUGGAAAACUGAGUGGGAAAAGAGAAGGAGGAACUUGCAUUCCGGUCCGUCGGAGGAAGUAUGAAGAGAAUAGGAGACAGAAUGUCUCUUAUUGGGUCUCCAUGACAACUACAGAUCUCAGGAAACAGGCUCGACAGCUGGAAAAUGAACUUGACCUGAAACUAGUUUCCUUCAGCAAACUAUGUACAAGUUACAGUCAUAGCAGUACCCGAGAUGGAAGACGCGACAGGUAUAGUUCUGAUACAACACCCCUUUUAAAUGGAUCAAGCCAAGACAGAAUGUUUGAGACAAUGGCGAUUGAGAUUGAACAACUUUUGGCAAGGCUUACAGGGGUAAAUGAUAAAAUGGCAGAAUAUACCAACAGUGCAGGUGUCCCCUCCUUGAAUGCAGCCCUGAUGCAUACAUUACAGCGGCAUAGAGACAUAUUGCAGGAUUAUACACAUGAAUUCCAUAAAACCAAAGCAAACUUUAUGGCAAUACGGGAAAGGGAGAAUCUUAUGGGAUCAGUACGAAAAGAUAUUGAGUCAUAUAAAAGUGGGUCUGGAGUAAACAACAGAAGAACUGAGCUAUUUUUGAAAGAACAUGACCACCUUCGAAACUCAGAUCGUCUGAUAGAAGAGACAAUAAGCAUUGCUAUGGCAACAAAAGAAAAUAUGACUUCACAGAGAGGAAUGUUGAAGUCAAUUCACAGCAAAAUGAACACUUUGGCCAAUCGUUUUCCUGCUGUAAACAGCCUGAUCCAGAGGAUCAACCUGAGGAAGCGGCGGGACUCGCUCAUCCUAGGGGGUGUUAUUGGGAUCUGUACCAUCCUGUUGCUGCUGUAUGCGUUCCAUUGAUGGGACAUCUUCAGGGACUCUUGACAGCCACCGCUUUCACACCCUGGUCUGGAAUAAGGAAACAUCGGAGGGAGAAGUUGACUGUCUUGAUAAUUAGCCUGACCAGCAGGAUGAAUGCAAGACUGACAGUGAUGGACUCUGUGACAUGGUCAGGUUGAGCUGAAGCCACAGUUUCUCUGUGCUGUGUUUUCUAACACAUUUUUCUGUUUUUAAUUAAAAAAAAAAAAAAAAGGUUUUCAGUUGCUUUUGUCUCCCUAGGAGGCAGGUAAACCAAUCAAAAACAGAGUUUUCUGUGUUUCCAUGAUAGUGUUGAAGCCUAAUGACAAGCCAGGUCUUACAGCUGGGCUCUUCAGAAAACCAGGUUUCUACAUCCAAAGACUGCUUUUCUUUUAGCUGCCAGAUUGGAUUGUGAAUAAAAAUAAUUCUUCCCUCUCCCUCUCCCUCUCCCCACGGUCUCCCUCUUUCCACGGUCUCCCUCUGAUGCCGAGCCGAAGCUGGACUGUACUGCUGCCAUCUCGGCUCACUGCAACCUCCCUGCCUGAUUCUCCUGCCUCAGCCUGCCGAGUGCCUGCAAUUGCAGGCGAGCGCCGCCACGCCUGACUGCCUCGGCCUCCCGAGGUGCCGGGAUUGCAGACGGAGUCUCGUUCACUCAGUGCUCAAUGGUGCCCAGGCUGGAGUGCAGUGGCGUGAUCUCGGCUCACUACAACCUCCACCUCCCAGCCACCUGCCUUGGCCUCCCAAAGUGCCGAGAUUGCAGCCUCUGCCCGGCCGCCACCCCGUCUGGAAAGUGAGGAGCGCCUCUGCCCGGCCGCCAUCCCAUCUAGGAAGUGAGGAGCGCCUCUUCCCAGCCGCCAUCCCAUCUAGGAAGUGAGGAGCGUCUCUGCCCGGCCGCCCAUCGUCUGAGAUGUGGGGAGCGCCUCUGCCCCGCCGCCCCGUCUGGGAUGUGAGGAGCUCCUCUGCCCGGCCGCGACCCCGUCUGGGAGGUGAGGAGCGUCUCUGUCUGGCCACCCCGUCUGAGAAGUGAGGAGACCUCCGCCCGGCAGCCGCCCUGUCUGAGAAGUGAGGAGCCCCUCCGCCCGGCAGCCACCCCAUCUGGGAAGUGAGGAGCGUCUACGCCCGGGCAGCUGCCCCGUCCGGGAGGGAGGUGGGGGGGUCAGCCCCCCGCCCGGCCAGCCGCCCCGUCCGGGAGGGAGGUGGGGGGGAUCAGCCCCCCGCCCGGCCAGCCGCCCCGUCCGGGAGGGAGGUGGGGGGCGCCUCUGCCCGGCCGCCCCUGCCCGGCCGCCCCUACUGGGAAGUGAGGAGCCCCUCUGCCUGGCCACCACCCCAUCUGGGAGGUGUGCCCAGCAGCUCAUUGAGAACGGGCCAUGAUGACAAUGGCGGUUUUGUGGAAUAGAAAAGGCGGAAAGGUGGGGAAAAGAUUGAGAAAUUGGAUGGUUGCCGUGUCUGUGUAGAAAGAAGUAGACAUGGGAGACUUUUCAUUUUGUUCUGUACUAAGAAAAAUUCUUCUGCCUUGGGAUCCUGUUGAUCUAUGACCUUACCCCCAACCUGGUGCUCUCUGAAACAUGUGCUGUGUCCACUCAGGGUUAAAUGGAUUAAGGGUGGUGCAAGAUGUGCUUUGUUAAACAGAUGCUUGAAGGCAGCAUGCUCCUUAAGAGUCAUCACCACUCCCUAAUCUCAAGUACCCAGGGACACAAACACUGCGGAAGGCGGCAGGGUCCUCUGCCUAGGAAAACCAGAGACCUUUGUUCACUUGUUGAUCUGCUGACCUUCCCUCCACUAUUGUCCUAUGACCCUGCCAAAUCCCCCUCUGCGAGAAACACCCAAGAAUGAUCAAUUAAAAAAAAAAUAAUAUAAUAAUAAUUCUUGUCCUCUUAUUUUACACUCAUAAUGAGAAAUCACAAGUUCUUUCUUGAUGAUCUGUGCUAUAGAUUUCUACUCUGUCUCCUCAACUCUGUUGAUAUUUGGGGAAAAUUCUGUUUUUCAUAGAUUCUUUGAGAUGCUGAUGGACCAGCUUCAGCAUGUUUGAGGUUGUCUGAAAUGGAGAUCACUGUAAAACUGUCUUUUUCUUUUAAAUUACAAGUACACUGGGGUUAACUGUAUUGCUGGAAAAACAUCAAGAAUGACAGUCUUAUAUUUAAGGCACCAGUCAUUGUUUCCAUUUUUUUUUUAAUUCUUCCCUUGGAUUAAUAUUUUCUACUGAAAAGAAAUGAAAUCUCAGUUCCACUAUGAUAAAAGAAACGAAUCACCAGUGUCUGUCAGUGCCCCCACUGCUCCUCCUCAUACCAGCAUUGACACUGGUAGCUGAGGAAGGGGACUGCUCAAUUUCUAAUGUGAUCUAUUCAAGAAGCCACAUAUAAAAAGGCAUUGAGGGCUCACUGUCCAGAGAAUUGCUUUUGUAAAUGCUCCACAACGUAUGGGCAAAAGUUUAAGGACUACUGCCUGAUGUACCAGGAAUCCUGAGUUCUGUGAAAAUCUGUUCAUUCCAAAUCUGUUAAGCAUUUCCAAACAUCCAGAGAAUGGUUUCACUGUUGAGGGUGCAUGUGGCAGAAUCUGUCUCUCUCUGCACCUGUCUUCUGUUACCAUCCCUGGACAGUGACAGAUUUUAAGCCAGCCACCAGAAUUCUUUUCGAGUUAACCAUUUCUUAGUUUCUGUAAAUUCAUGACUUGUCUUACUGAACUACAGCCUGGUUUGUAGACUUCCAACAUCUACACUGCUGCUCUUCACCAUUGGAAUUCACUGUGGUAUUUAUAGUAUUGGCUUCAGUCCGAGCCACAGGCAAUAAAAGGAUAUCAGCUGUAGUUCUCAGCUACAUCAUGGUGUAUAGAUGCUGUUAUUCAGGCGAACUUGCUCAUGGGUGGACUAACACCUGGUUUGGUACAGAGACUGAGAAGUUUUUCAUUCUGGUGUCAAAGUUUUGUUACAUUAUGGGUGUGAAGGGCAUUUGAUAUAUUUUUCUUAACUAUGGGGUUUAUUUUUCUAAAUGUGGGUUGAUUGACUGUUAAUUGAUUCAGGGUACCCUUAAAAGAAAAGAAGUUUUCCCAUUGUGAACCUUAAAUGAUCAGAGAAGUAAGUUCAUUGAUUAAAUUCUCUGUUGGGAGAACAAAACUUUUCUCCCUUGACACUUUAUUAUCUUUGAUUUUUCAAAGGGCCUUGAUUGGUGGUUGUGUCUCGGUUAAAAUUUAUGGGACUUUGCUAUGUAGUUGGCAUUUAUAAAAUCUGAAGUAUCAUAAAUAAAGUUAUUUAUUUAAUUAUACUACCAGUCUUUUUUACUGGUCUGAUUCUUUUGUGCAUUCAUUAAAGCUGAUUGUGUGAGAGUGAACUGGGACACAAGCUAGUCUAGCUCACUGCAGCCAAGCAAACCCUGUUGAUGGCUGAUGGGCCUUUCCAUUAGGGUUUUGCUUAUGUGAAGUAAUGGAAUUAUGUUGGUUAUUUUCUUUAUGAAAAUAAACCAGUUCUUCCAAGGAAGUUAAAAGGCUUGGUAUGGAUGUUGGUGUCAGAUAGGUCUGACUAACCUCUCCGUGCUGCAGCCUAUACUAAGGUGACCCAGGGCCACAUGUAGACAGCUAGGCCAGUGCUUUUUCCUCUUAGGGUUUCUUUGCAGAAAGAAACCUCCAGCAAGGGAAGAGAGGUGUGUGUCCACAGGAAGGGGCUCCGUGGGGAUCCCAUGAAGGGAUUUGAGCUCUUUCAGCUCCAUGUCAUUUAACUUUUUUGUUUAACCACCUUGGCUUUCUCUCCUUUUUUGCUGUCCUCCUUACGGACCAGUUACCAGAUUCAGAGGCUAACAGUUAGUUACUUGUUAAUGCUAGUCACAGCCAGGAGGUCAGAAGGAAUUUUCUACUUCUGGAUCCAAAUGUUACCUCUUAGGGGAAGUUAUGCCCCCUCAACUAUUGUCUUAUUAUAAUGAAUCUUUCCUUUUUGGUCCUUUUAAGUAACCACUCAAAACUUUUCAUUUCACUGAAAAAAUAUGAAAAACCAUGACAAUAGGGCUGGGUGCAGUGGCUCACGCCUGUAAUCUUAGCACUUUGGGAGACCAAGGCAGGCGGAUCGUUUGAGGCCAGGAGUUUGAGACCAGCCUGGGCAAUGUAGCAAGACUCUGUCUCUGCAAAAAAAAUUAAAAGAUACCUGAGAGCUCACUUUAAUAUCAAGGUAUUUGCAUCCAUUCCCACCCUGUUAGCUCUUAAGGGAGGAGGGAAAUCAAUUCCAACCAUACUUUCCUGUGAUGGAAGAUGUUUCCUCUUGAAAAAAUGCCAAUACAGAUUUUUAAAACCUAUUGUUUUCCAAAUGCACUUUGUAAGUUUUUGCUUUUAAAAUAGCUUCUUGGAACCAAUUUUAUUGUAUUUGUACUUAAUUUUUGUUCUCAUCUAAAUGUGCAUUUUCUGACUGUAUAGAAGAAGCUUUGGUAUGUAAUUUAAUAAUAAAUUAGAAAUCUAAAUGAUUGCAUUUGUAAUUGUUUAUAUUGAAACAGUAACCAUCAAGGUAGUUUGGGGAUAGAGAUUAUGGUAUCUCUGGUGUUGAUAAGUGUUUCUCAUGAUGUCCUGAAACCCAGGAUGAAAUAAUACAGGUGCUGAAAAGCUGUCACAUGUCAUUCAGAAACCAUCAUAUGAACAGUCCACUAGUAUUUUAGCCCUAGAAGUGAAGGGGAAUCUCUUAACAUGAAACUUCAGGAGGCAUAAUGGGAAUCUACAAUUGUAGAAUUGGCUGGGUGCAGUGGCUAACACCUGUAAUCCCAGCAGUUCGAGAGGCCGAGGCAGGAGGAUUGCUUGAGACCAGGGAUUUGAGACCAGUCUGGGCAACACAGCAAAGACCUUGUCUCUACAAAAACUAAAAUUAGCCAUUCAUGAUGGUGUGCACCUAUAGUCCCAGCUACUCGGAAGGCUGAGGUAGGAGGAUCAUGAGCCCAGGAGGUCAAGGCUGCAGUAAGCAACGAUUGUGCCACUGUACUCCAGCCUGGGUGACAGAGACCCUGUCUCAAAAAUAAAUUAAUUUUUUAAAAAUCGUGUACUGCUGGGCUUUAGUACAUUAGUUGUGCAACCAGCCCCACUGUCUAAUUUUAGAGCUUUGCAAUUAAUCCAGCCAGUGAUCAAUUCCUCUUCUAUAAAAUGGUGAUAAGGAUGGCUACCAUAAUUGUGCCCUGAUUAUAUUGUCAGGGUUAUGUGAGGAAAUGCUCAUAAGCAUCUCAGCAAAGCCAGGGGUACAGGGCUCACCUGACAUAA